Antechinus flavipes (yellow-footed antechinus) is the source of this 1752-nucleotide messenger RNA. It is a transcript of the gene MOCS2, whose product is annotated as molybdenum cofactor synthesis 2. The record is from RefSeq and is a predicted model, not a curated record. Gene Ontology annotation, biological process: Mo-molybdopterin cofactor biosynthetic process. Lineage: Eukaryota; Metazoa; Chordata; Mammalia; Dasyuromorphia; Dasyuridae. Gene Ontology annotation, molecular function: molybdopterin synthase activity. Gene Ontology annotation, cellular component: cytosol. Bases 330 to 896 code for a protein of 188 amino acids. The transcript has 6 exons.
GAGGAAAAGGGCGGGGUUCGCACUCCCAGAGUUAGAGCGAAAAAGCUGCCUGCCGGUGGCAUCUGCGCAUGCCCUGGUGAUUCGCCGCGGGUGGCCGGAGAGUCUGCUAACUUUCUGUGCUAAACUGUAGGUCGGUGCCGGUCCCCACCCUCUACUUCCACUUCUUUCUUUGCCCCCGCCUCCUCUGCCUCCGCCUCCGUCCGAUCCUGUGGGGAGCUGGCCGGUCGGUGGCUGGUGUCCGGAGACAAGGGCCCCAGGGGCGGGAUGGUGCCGCAGAGCCAGGUUAGCUGAUGUGAGAGAUCAAGUCAUAUUUGCUGUUCGUCAGGAAUAUGUCCAACUUGGAGAUCAGCUCCUCUUCUUGCAGCCAGGUGACGAGAUUGCAGUUAUUCCCCCCAUUAGCGGAGGAUAAUAUCUCUGGGUUGUUAGGAGAAUCUAUGAGUGCAAUUGAAGAAAAACCUAAAGAUAUAAUCAAAUUUACUGCUGAGAAACUCUCAGUAGAUGAAGUCUCACAGUUGGUGGUUUCUCCUGUCUGUGGAGCUGUGUCUCUGUUCGUGGGGACUACAAGAAAUAAUUUUGAAGGGAAAAAAGUUAUUAGCUUAGAAUAUGAAGCAUAUAUGCCAAUGGCAGAAACUGAAGUCAGAAAAAUAUGUAGCGCUGUUAGACAGCAGUGGCCAGUCAGGCACAUAGCUGUGUACCAUCGGCUUGGCUUAGUUCCAGUAACAGAAGCAAGUGUAGUCAUUGCUGUGUCUUCAGCACAUAGAGCUGCAUCCCUUGAAGCUGUAAAAUAUGUUAUUGAUACAUUAAAAGCCAAAGUUCCAAUUUGGAAAAAGGAGAUUUAUGAAGAAGAAACAUCAUCUUGGAAAAGAAACAAAGAAUGCUUUUGGACAAAAAACUAAUUUUUAUUAAGUGAAAAUUUAGUUUUAAAAAUUGCUCCAUUUACUGUAAUUCUAUGUUGUUUUUCCUUUAUUUCUGAGCCUUUUUUUUAUCUCUCUAAAGUAUUAUGAUAAAGUGGACACAAUUGGACUUUACAUAUAACUCUUACUAUACAUUUUGACUAUUGUAAAGUCAUAAUAAUCUCUCAGAAGCUCACUUUUAUCAUCUUUUAAGCAGAUAAAAUACUGCUUAACUUACAGGGGUUAGGAGCAUGGAAAUGUUUGGUUGAAAAUGCUAUGUAAAUUUAAAUUUAGUUUAAUUCAGCAAGAUCAUGAUAUUUGGCCAAAGAUAGGUUCUUUCAUAGCAUUCCAGUGAGACAGCAAGGAGAAAAUAUGGGGUUGAGUGGGAAGCUUUAGUAAUAAGAGAAGUUGAGAGGAAUAAAGACAUGAUUAAGAUUUACAGAGUGUUAAGAGAAAUUCUAUUACCAGGCUAAUUUUGUGUCUGCUUAUAGAUGUGUGUGUGUGUGUCUUCUUCCCUCUUACUUUUACGUCCUCUUAGAAGAUCAAUAAUGACAUAGUUGGUAAAGUUGGAAUGGAGACCCCAAUUUAGUUAUUUUCUAUGCUAUUGAAUUGGAGUAUGAAAUCAAAGAGCAAAGAAAUUUAAAGUUGAAAUAAAUAUUUCAGAUAGUAAAAAAAACAUAUCCUUCAAUUCCUGAGGCAUGAAGUCAGUUUUUUUCAACCAAGAUAAUAUAUUAAUGUGUUAUAUAUGUUCAAAAGGUUUAGAGUUUUUUAUCACAGAUCACUUCAAGUCCAUUUGUGGAUUCAUUCUAAAUUUUGUACAAAGUUUAUAGCCAAUAAAUUCAUUAUAAAAUCAAGAAAA